Arachis duranensis is the source of this 1851-nucleotide messenger RNA. Its product is annotated as glucan endo-1,3-beta-glucosidase 8-like. Gene Ontology annotation, biological process: carbohydrate metabolic process. Gene Ontology annotation, cellular component: plasma membrane. Gene Ontology annotation, molecular function: hydrolase activity, hydrolyzing O-glycosyl compounds. Lineage: Eukaryota; Viridiplantae; Streptophyta; Magnoliopsida; Fabales; Fabaceae. The record is from RefSeq and is a predicted model, not a curated record. The transcript has 4 exons. Bases 493 to 1770 code for a protein of 425 amino acids.
UAUCUAUGAUGAAAAGAAGCCUAGCAAAAAGGAGUAAUAUCUUAUUAUCUCAUUAUUGCUUUAUUUCUUUCGGCUGAAAAAAUAGAUAACUAAAUGUUACUUGCUAUGCAUACUCUUUGCUAAUGGAGGAUUAGAUUUUGAAGCAGGUCAAAGGUAAUCCUCAAUAUUUAAGUGGUCUCAAUUGGUUCAGAUGAAAACGCAAAAUAACAAGAAAGGAGAAAUCAAAGAUGUGGGAACAUAGUGGAUUAUACAAGUGGACUAGUUUAUACUUUGGUUUAUCAGUCUAUUAAUCAGAAGCUCCAGUUCAAAAGUUCAUGCAUCCUUUUAACGAUUAGUUGUUGAUUCGUUAAUUGUUGCAAUUUGGAAAGUGCUCGCAGUUGAAAACAAGUUAAUACCGUAAUGAAACAAUUUCCUAAUCCCUAAGCUUGGAAGAUAGCUGUAUCCUAUCCAUGAAGAGGAGGGAAAAAGAUCCUCUAACAAUAGGAAUGGAUCAUGGCUGCACUUAUAGGAACUGAUAUUGAAGUUAUGUUGGCUAUUCCAAACAAUAUGUUGGAAGAAAUGAGUAAGAAUCCAAAGGUUGCAGAUUCUUGGGUUGAUGAGAAUGUCACCAGUUACUUGUACACUGGUGGAGUAAACAUCAAGUACAUAGCAGUGGGGAAUGAACCUUUCCUUAAGGAAUAUAAUGGCAGCUAUCUACAAUCAACUCUGCCAGCUCUGAAGAACAUUCAAACAUCACUGAACAAUGCAGGGAUUGGAUCAAGGGUGAAAGUAACAGUUCCAUUCAAUGCAGACAUAUACUAUUCCCCAGAAUCAAAUCCAGUUCCUUCAGCAGGUGACUUCAGACCUGAAGUUAGAGACCUCACAAUUGAGAUAAUCCAGUUCUUAUACUCAAACAAUGCACCUUUCACAGUUAAUAUCUAUCCCUUCCUUAGUCUCUAUGGAAAUGAUCAUUUCCCAUUUGAUUUUGCAUUCUUUGAUGGCAACAACAAGCCUCUAAGGGAUGGCAAUUCGGUCUACACCAAUGUUUUCGACGCGAAUCUCGACACGCUUCUCUGGGCUCUAGAGAAGGCAGGGUACCCUGAGAUGCAUGUCAUGGUUGGUGAAGUCGGGUGGCCAACUGAUGGUGACAAAAAUGCUAAUGUCAAGAAUGCAGAAAGGUUCAAUAUGGGUUUGCUCAAACAUGUUAUGAGUGGGAAUGGAACUCCUAAGAGGAAAGGCACAACAAUUGACAUUUAUCUAUUUAGUCUUAUUGAUGAGAAUGCUAAGAGCAUUGCACCUGGUAAUUUUGAGAGGCAUUGGGGAAUCUUUGAGUUUGAUGGCAAACCAAAGUACCAACUUGACUUGAAAGGUAUGAAUGAGAAUAAGGGUCUGGCUCCUGUGGAAGGAGUGAGGUACAGGGAGAAACAAUGGUGUAUCUUAGACCCUGAUGCUGUUGACUUAAACUACUUGCCAGAUAGCAUUGACUAUGCUUGUAGCCUAUCAGAUUGCACUGCUUUGGGAUAUGGUUCCUCUUGUAAUGGCCUUACACUUGAAGGGAAUGCAUCUUAUGCCUUCAAUAUGUAUUAUCAAGUGAACAAUCAGAGAGAUUGGGACUGUGAUUUUUCUGGCUUGGCUAUUGUAACAGAUGAAGAUCCAUCUCAAAAGGGUUGCCAAUUCCCUAUCAUGAUUAUUUCUCAUGCUUCUUCUUUGGCUAUGUAUGCAGGUUUUGCCGACAUGUUAAAGAGAACUUUGUGGUUAUGUAUUUUUGUUAUGUCCUUUUUAGUCCUUUAGAUGAUAAAGAUUUGUAAAGUCAUUAUUAAAGGGGGAAAAAUGUGAUCUCCUAGGAUUUAUUUUUAAUUACUUUUACUUUCU